GAAUAAAGUAGUGCAGUAUGGAGCAGCGUGACAAGAAGCGAUACAUAAAGUUGGUGAAAUUUUGAUACUGCACGAGGUCAACAGGUGCAUGAAAAAUUGUGUGAUUGUUGACAUUAUAAGAAAUACAUGUGGAAUCUUACGACCACGUGGGCCUCACGUUUUUUAAGAAACAAGUGCCGAAACUCAAUAAAUUACUUGGAAUUAUACGAGAGGAUGAGACUGAUGUAAAGAAAAAAAUAAAUAAGUAAUUAUUUAAGGUAACAAACAAUUUAAAUCAUGAGGUGAUUAAUAGGAGAGCAAUAACAACAAUCACUCUUCUAUAUUUUACACAUGUGAAAAUUAAUUACGUUCUAAAAAUCUUCUCGUGUAUAUUAUGUACUUUGAAUUAAAAACGAACUAUAUUUACAUAAACUGAUAUGAUCAAUUUUCUAAAAAAAAUCUUAUUGUAAAUAAUACUUUUAGAUAUUGGUUUUAAUAAAAUAAUAAUUAACACGAAGCAAAAACCAAAUGCUGUGAUUAAAAUGCAGACAGUGAAACAAAGUCAAUAAAAAUAUUGAAAAGUUUAUUAUAAAAUAUUUGAAUAAUUAAUCAAUCCACGUGAGAAUCAUGGCCGAAGGAGUACCGAAAUUGAAAAAAUUCAAGCAUUCCAUUUUAUCAGAUCAUGUUGAAAGUCAAGAAUUUCAAGAAAUAUUUCGUAAACAUUGGCUAAAUCAGAUGAGUAUCAAAACAAAAAACUUGGAGAUUAUUGUGGAACCUUUUAGGGUUUGCAAAAUAUCAAAUUUCAUUAGAAGUGAAAGUUUUAUGGAUGAUUUAAAAAGUGAAUUGUCAGAAGUUCAAAGUAAGAGGUUGACUAUGGAUUUGUAUCAAUUUGAGCAGACAAAUGAUCUUGCUAAUUAUUGUACUGAUAAUAUUGGUAUAUUUCAUGAAACUUUUAAAACAACUAUGGUCACUUGGAUGGAAAAUAAUACAAAUAUUGAGUUGAGCUCAACAAUAUCAAUGACUGGAUCUUGUUAUUGUGACACAGAUUAUUUACUCUGUCAUGACGAUAAUAUGGGCGAUAGAAGAAUUGCAUUUAUCCUUUACCUUAUGCCCACUUGGUCAGCGAAAGAUGGAGGCACUCUUGAUUUAUUUGAUACUGAUGAUAAAGGUCUUCCAAAGAAUGUGGUUCGAUCAAUUGUUCCUGAAUAUAAUUCUUUGGUAUUUUUCGAAGUAUCAGAUCAUUCUUAUCAUCAAGUAGCAGAAGUGACGUCACCUGAAUUAUCAAGGUGGUCAAUUAACGGUUGGUUUCAUGGACCUCAAAGAGAAUGUCGACCGCCUCAUCCUCAAAUUGAAUGUCAGUUACUGGAUCCAAUUGAUAAAGAAGAAGAUUUAAGCUAUUGGAUAAUGGAUACUUAUCUUACAGCUGGGAUUGUUGAAGGGAUACAAAAUGAUGUCGAGAAGAAAUCUUAUACAUACCUUGGACACUUUUUGAAGCCGAAAAUGUAUGAAAAAUUGUCUCAAGAGAUAGUAGCAGAGUCAAUUAAAUGGAAAAGAGUCGGUCCGGCAAAUUUGAGAAAUUAUGAAGUGGCUGAAGCAUCGAGCUUGCCGUGUACUUUGAAAAGAUUUUAUGAUAUGUUCGGAACCAUAUCAUUCUUUCGAUUAUUAAAAAAUUAUACACAGCUAGAUCUGGUGCCUGACAACAAAAAUAUGAAGCCGCAGAUGUCAAUUGAGCUUCAGAGAUGGUCGAAAGGAUGUUAUACACUUAUCUGUGAUAAACUUUCUGAAGAAGAAAGUAGUGGUAUCGUUGAUGAAGACAAUGCUGAUGAUGAAAAAUCUAAUAUCAACAGUAGCAGAGGAAGUAUUGAAGAAGAGAAACUUCAAAAAAGAUGCAUCGGCUUGUCUCUCAGUGAUGGUUCUGGUGGAAAGAAAGUUGACAAAAUAUUAGAAACUAAUGAUGAUUGGAAUCGUGAUCCUUUUGAAGAUGAUAAGGUUCUCAGGAGUAUUCUGAAGGAUAAAAAACCUAAGGUAGAUAAGCAAGAUGAAUCAGAAGAAGCUUCUUGUUCAAAGUCUGAAGAUUACUCUAAAAGGAGUCCACCACUUCAUCCUGAUUCUGAAGAUCCAGAAGUUUCAGAUAUUGGAGAUUAUCUAUCAGAUUCUUUAUCAGAAGAUGACCAAGAUGAAGAAGAAGAGCAGGAUGUGCCCGGGACUUUAGAUGUAAUUAUGCAGUUUAAUACUAAUGAUGUGCCUGAGAGCGAGACAAUAGAUUACAUAGAUACUAAGGAACUGGACAGCGCUCUAAUUCAUAUAGCACCUGAUGAUAAUCAUCUCAGCUUAGUUUACAAACAACUGAGUACCUGCAGACUCCAUAAAUACGUUAAUCAUUACUGCGAGGGUUACUUUUACAAUCUAAUAUGUACGUAUCGUGAAUAGUCACAACUAAACAAAGAUGAAAUAGACGUGAUAGAGAAAAAGAAGAUUAAUGAAUAACAUGUCACAUUCAUUGAAUAAUAUAAUAUAUAUAUAUAUAUAUAUAUAUAUAUAUAUAUUAUAUAUAUAUUAUAUAUUAUAUGUAUAUUAUAUAUAUAUAGAUCCUUACAU
Messenger RNA from Chelonus insularis, 2577 nucleotides. RefSeq names its product Prolyl 3-hydroxylase sud1 (gene sud1). Gene Ontology annotation, biological process: regulation of translational termination; peptidyl-proline hydroxylation. Gene Ontology annotation, cellular component: cytoplasm. NCBI's taxonomy places the organism in Eukaryota, Metazoa, Arthropoda, Insecta, Hymenoptera, Braconidae. Gene Ontology annotation, molecular function: L-ascorbic acid binding; peptidyl-proline dioxygenase activity; iron ion binding. The transcript is spliced from 2 exons. The record is from RefSeq and is a predicted model, not a curated record. Bases 607 to 2409 code for a protein of 600 amino acids.